Messenger RNA from Rotaria sp. Silwood1, 582 nucleotides. Lineage: Eukaryota; Metazoa; Rotifera; Eurotatoria; Philodinida; Philodinidae. The record is from the annotation of a GenBank genome assembly.
AUGGUUCGUAUUAAACGUCGAUAUUUUGUUUUUCAAUUUCAUUUUAAUUCUAAUCCAACAAUUAUAAUUAAAUCAUCAAAUAUUCAUACAACAUUUGAAACAAUGAUUUCUCGUUUAUAUGGUGAUAUUGGUAUUGCACGUUUUACACGAAAUCUUUCAAUUAUUUAUUAUAAUUCAUCAACACAUGUAGCUAUUGUUAGAUGUCUUCGUGAUGAUAAACAUAUGUUAAAAACAGCUGCAACAUUUAUUUCAAAAUUAACUAUUGAUCAAAUUGAAUGUUCAAUACAAACACUUCAUGUUGGUGGAAGUAUUCGACAAUGUAAAAAAUAUUUAGUUAAUUAUUGUAUUGAACAAUUAAUUUCUAUGAAUUCACAAUCAAUCAAUCAAAAUAAAACAACAUCACAAAUAUUUAAAAAGAAAAAAAAGAAAAAAAAUAAUCAACAACAAUUAAUGGAUAUUGAUAAUGAUAAACAAUUAGCAUUGCAAAAACUUUUAGCUGAUAGUCGAAUAGAAUCAACUUCAACUAUUGUAUCGAAAGUUGAUGAUGAUGAGUUAGGAAAAAGGAAAAGAGAUGAAGAAUAA